AUGGUGCCUUUGGGUACGCAACAUUCUUCUGGAUCGUUGCCUUCAUCUUUAAAUACUUCAAGCAGUUCAGCAAAAUCUUCCAGAUCUAGCGUUAAACCAAAUUACACUUUAAAAUUUACUCUAGCAGGUCACACAAAAGCAGUAUCAUCAGUAAAAUUUAGUCCUAAUGGAGAAUGGUUGGCAAGUUCUUCUGCUGAUAAAUUAAUAAAAGUUUGGGGAGCAUAUGAUGGAAAAUUUGAAAAAACAAUUUCUGGGCACAAGCAAGGAAUAUCUGAUGUUGCAUGGAGUAGCGAUUCAAGAUUACUCGUUUCAGCAUCAGAUGAUAAAACAUUGAAAAUAUGGGAAUUGAGCUCGGGAAAAUGCUUAAAAACAUUAAAAGGACAUAGCAAUUAUGUUUUCUGUUGUGAUUUCAAUCCUCAAUCGAAUUUAAUUGUAAGCGGAUCAUUCGAUGAAACAGUUAAAAUUUGGGAUGUGAGAACUGGAAAAUGUUUAAAAACAGUACCUGCUCAUUCUGAUCCAGUGUCAGCUGUUCAUUUUAAUAGAGAUGGUUCUUUAAUUGUGUCAAGCAGUUAUGAUGGACUUUGUCGAAUUUGGGAUGCGCCUUCAGGUCAAUGUCUUAAAACUCUCAUUGAUGCAGACAAUCCUCCAGUAUCAUUUGUUAAAUUUUCACCCAAUGGAAAAUAUCUUUUGGCCGCAACACUUGACAAUACCCUUAAACUUUGGGAUUAUUCACAAGAAAAAUGUUUGAAGACGUACACGAGUCAUAAAAAUGAAAAAUAUUGUAUAUUUGCUAAUUUUUCCGUGACCGGAGGAAAGUGGAUCGUGUCCGGAUCCGAAGAUAAUAUGGUCUAUAUUUGGAAUCUCCAAACAAAAGAAGUCGUUCAGAAACUUCAAGGACACACAGAUGUUGUUUUAUGCACGACGUGUCAUCCAACAGAAAACAUAAUCGCAUCGGCUGCUUUAGAAAAUGACAAAACUAUAAAAUUAUGGAAAAGCGAUACUUAA
Molecule: messenger RNA, 1005 nt
Organism: Pediculus humanus corporis (human body louse)
Lineage: Eukaryota; Metazoa; Arthropoda; Insecta; Psocodea; Pediculidae
Product: WD-repeat protein, putative
Exons: 7
Coding region: 1-1005 (334 amino acids)
Cellular component (GO): Set1C/COMPASS complex
Molecular function (GO): histone binding
Source: RefSeq, a predicted model, not a curated record